Messenger RNA from Oxyura jamaicensis (ruddy duck), 4173 nucleotides. RefSeq names its product transient receptor potential cation channel subfamily C member 1 (gene TRPC1). Gene Ontology annotation, cellular component: membrane; cation channel complex. The transcript has 13 exons. The coding region runs from base 151 to 2499 and encodes 782 amino acids. The record is from RefSeq and is a predicted model, not a curated record. Gene Ontology annotation, molecular function: inositol 1,4,5 trisphosphate binding; protein binding; store-operated calcium channel activity. Gene Ontology annotation, biological process: regulation of cytosolic calcium ion concentration; manganese ion transport; calcium ion transmembrane transport. Lineage: Eukaryota; Metazoa; Chordata; Aves; Anseriformes; Anatidae.
CCCUGCCGAGCCCUGCCCUGCCCUCCGCGCCUGGCAGCGCCGCCCGCGGCCGCCCCGGCUCCCCCCGGCAGCGCCCCGCAGCGCCGCGGGACCCGCAGCGCGGCGCCCCCGCCCCGGCCGCGCUCUGAUGGGCCUGGCGGGGCCGGCGCCAUGGCCGCCCUGUACCAGAGCGCGGACCCGUCAGCCUCGGCCUCGCCGAACAAGCUGCUGGCGCUGAAGGACGUGCGGCAGGUGAAGGAGGAGACCACCCUGGACGAGAAGCUCUUCCUCCUGGCCUGCGACAAAGGUGACUACUACAUGGUUAAGAAACUCUUAGAGGAAAACAGCUCGGGUGAAAUGAACAUAAACUGUGUGGAUGUGCUUGGCAGAAAUGCUGUUACCAUAACCAUUGAAAAUGAAAAUUUGGAUAUUCUACAGCUUCUUCUGGAUUAUGGCUGCCAGUCAUCAGAUGCACUUUUGGUGGCUAUUGACUCAGAAGUGGUGGGAGCUGUUGACAUUCUACUUAAUCACCGGCCAAAAAGAUCUUCCAGACCAACCAUUGUAAAACUAAUGGAACGCAUUCAGAACCCAGAGUACUCAACGACCAUGGAUGUGGCACCUGUCAUUUUAGCUGCUCAUCGUAAUAACUAUGAAAUUCUCACCAUGCUGUUAAAGCAAGAUAUAUCGCUACCCAAACCUCACGCUGUAGGCUGUGAAUGCACGCUCUGUACUGCUAAAAACAAAAAAGAUAGUCUGCGACAUUCCAGAUUUCGUCUUGACAUUUACCGGUGUUUGGCCAGUCCUGCUUUAAUAAUGUUAACGGAGGAGGAUCCAAUUCUGCGAGCUUUUGAACUUAGUGCGGACUUGAAAGAAUUAAGUCUUGUUGAGGUUGAAUUCAGAAAUGAUUAUGAGGAGCUAGCUCAACAGUGCAAAACCUUUGCUAAAGACUUGCUUGCACAAGCACGGAAUUCACGGGAGCUGGAAGUUAUUCUGAAUCAUACAUCUAGCGAUGAACAUGUAGACAAGCGAGGAUUGUUGGAAGAGAGGAUGAACUUAAGUCGCUUAAAACUGGCAAUCAAGUAUAAUCAAAAAGAGUUUGUUGCUCAGUCUAACUGCCAGCAGUUUCUUAACACUGUGUGGUUUGGACAGAUGGCAGGCUAUCGACGCAAGCACACGUGCAAAAAAAUUUUGACUGUUUUAAUGGUUGGCAUUUUCUGGCCAGUUCUGUCCCUGUGUUACUUAUUAGCCCCUAAAUCUCGAGUAGGUCGAAUAAUUCACACUCCUUUUAUGAAGUUUAUUAUUCAUGGAGCUUCGUAUUUCACAUUUCUUUUAUUACUUAAUUUGUAUUCCCUUGUCUAUAAUGAGAAUAAGAAGAAUACAAUGGGGCCAGCCCUUGAGAGAAUAGACUAUCUUCUGAUAAUAUGGCUGAUUGGAAUGGUGUGGUCAGAUGUUAAAAGACUCUGGUAUGACGGUUUAGAAGACUUUUUAGAAGAGUCCCGUAAUCAGCUUAGUUUUGUCAUGAAUUCCCUGUAUUUGGCAACUUUUGCUCUAAAAGUAGUUGCCCAUAACAAGUUUCAUGAUUAUGCUGAAAGAAAGGAUUGGGAUGCAUUCCACCCUACAUUAGUGGCAGAAGGUCUUUUUGCUUUUGCUAAUGUUCUAAGUUACCUACGUCUGUUCUUCAUGUACACAACCAGCUCUAUUCUGGGACCGCUCCAGAUUUCAAUGGGACAGAUGCUGCAAGAUUUUGGAAAAUUUCUGGGCAUGUUUCUUCUUGUCCUGUUCUCAUUCACGAUUGGAUUGACACAACUUUAUGAUAAAGGCUUUACUGUAAAUGAAGAAGAACGGGACUGUGCAGGGAUCUUCUGUGAGAAACAGAGCAACGACACAUUCCAUUCGUUUAUUGGCACCUGUUUUGCUCUGUUCUGGUAUAUCUUCUCGCUGGCACAUGUAGCGAUCUUUGUCACGCGCUUUAGCUAUGGUGAAGAACUACAGUCGUUUGUGGGGGCUGUUAUUGUUGGUACCUACAAUGUGGUGGUUGUGAUAGUAUUAACUAAACUCCUUGUGGCAAUGCUUCAUAAAAGUUUUCAGCUGAUAGCAAAUCAUGAAGAUAAGGAAUGGAAAUUUGCUCGUGCCAAGCUUUGGCUUAGCUACUUCGAUGACAAAUGCACACUACCUCCACCUUUCAAUGUUAUUCCAUCUCCCAAGACUAUCUGCUAUCUCUUCAACAGUCUCAGUAAAUGGAUCUGUUCUCACACAUCAAGUGGCAAAGUGAAACGUCAGAAUAGCCUUAAGGAAUGGAGAAAUCUGAAGCAGAAGAGAGAUGAGAAUUAUCAAAAGGUGAUGUGCUGCUUAGUUCACCGUUACUUGACAUCCAUGAGACAGAAGAUGCAAAGCACAGAUCAGGCAACUGUGGAAAACCUAAAUGAACUGCGGCAAGACUUAUCAAAAUUCCGAAAUGAAAUGAGAGAUCUACUUGGCUUUCGAACUUCUAAAUAUGCGAUGUUUUAUCCAAGAAAUUAAGGCCUAACAAAUCAGAAGUGUCCAUCUUCAGAUACCGUUAGGUGAAAGUGUUGAUCUAAUUCUGUUGCAAGACUACAUAUAAAAGGAGAUUAUUGCACAACAAUACCUUUGAAAAUGUUUGCAUGAGUUUCAGCUAGAUGAGGAAGUGGUAGAAAUAAAUGCAAAAAUAGUUAUAGCAAUUUUCUUACGCUCUUAAUUGUAGUGUGUAUAUACAAUGUAUAUAGGAUUUUUUAAAAUAUUCCUCAGACCGUGGCUGUCAGGUGUCAGAGCUUCAUAAUUAGCACAAUAUGUUUAUUUCUUCUAUUUUUGCUGUUCCUUUUUUGAUACUUGUUUUUUCAAGUUGUGCAAGAAGGCUUUUUAAAACAAAAAUCCAGACUAUGUUUAUUUUUAAUAGAAAAGUUGGAUAUAGAAUAAUAGAAAAUUUCCAACGCAGUUGGAAAUUAUGUUUGACUGUAGGUUACAGUGCAUGUGAAGACUGUGUGGCUCUGAAAGAGGCAGUUCUAGUGCCAAGUUUUGUAAACUAUGCUGACUGUGUACUGACAUUUCUAGAACACAGAAAAAGAAAUCAAGACUCUUCCCUUUCAUGGGAACGUUGAAAUUUUGGGCUCAAAACAGACCAAAUGUUUCUAGGACACUUAUGGUUUUAUGUAAGACAAUCAACUCCUGCUUGGAUUUUUCAGCAGUGCCUCAUAAGUAUGUUUUACUGUGUUUAUUAAAAUCACCAACAGGAUUUUAAAAGUAACCUAUGAAACUUUAAUGUCUACUAUUUGGGGGUUUUAAAGACUGAUUAUUUGAGUUAUUAAAUACAGUGAUUUAAUAAAAACGAGGUGGAGCGUGAGUGCUAUUGUUUGCAAUGCUGAACAGUUCCUCUCUGAAACACUACACUUCCUUCUGUGAGAACAUGCAUUGUAUGGGAUAGAUGUAGCAUGGAAGGGUCUGCCUUAGAGAGAUUUUACCCUAUUUUAAAUUUGUUCUUCCUUCUUUUAACCACAGUUGUUGCGAAGUUGAAACUUAUGUUGUGUGUGUGUCAGAAGUAUUCUGUUUUGUGAACACGUGCUUUGACUUCGCUUACAAUGGACCGUAAGGGCUUUGUGGAUUUUCUGUGCUAGAGGGUCCUAUAUGAUUUCUAUGCUUAUUAAAAUUCAAGUUGACAAAUUGUAAUUGAGAAAUGUGAGAUGCCUGUAUUUUUGAUUCUGAAAUAAGUAUAUUUAUGACAGUUAAAGGAUCGAUUGAGAAUUUUACUGUUAUGAUGGUGCUCUUCUAAAUGGUCUUAUGGCCAGAAGGCGCAGGUAGCCAUGAUGGUCUUUGACUACAGUUGAUUUUCGGAGGCUGAUAGAGGGUGAAGGCUUACAUAAAUAUUUACUUUUCUUGAAGGAAUUCUUAUAAAACUUUUUCUUGUAAAGGUAUUAUAUUUUCUGUACUAUGAAAUUAUCCAUAUCUGAACUAGGGUUUAAUAUUAGGCUUCAAGUCUUACAGUAUAGAGGCAUUCUGAACAGUCUCCUUUUUUUCAUGUGAAUGAGAAGCUAAUCUCUUGUGUUCAAAGCAGAGAGGAUCACUGAAUUUUGUAUUUGGAUGGGGAUCUCAUGUUUGAAUAAUACACCAACAUAAAAACUGCUGUAUGUUAUGUAUACCUGAGAGAGAAAGCCAACAAAUAAAAGCUCUUUGAAAAAUGUA